GCCUAGGUGCACGCUCACGUUGGAGCGUCCGUGACCAAGGUCUCAUGCUGCCACUUGCGGCUAAGGAUCUAGGGCGGAACAGCGGAGUCCCGAGGCUGGCCACGCACAGGUGUCCCUCUGCUGGGGCUCAAGGGGCGCCAACCUCUGCUCCCUGCUAUUCCACCUCCUCCAAGGGUGGAGCCCGGCCGCCCCGCCUGCACACCUCCAGCUAUACAGGUGGCUGGGCAGGGCCAGAAAACAAAGGCACAGGAGCAACACCUUUAAAAAAAAGUCCUCCUGCCUCGACAGCUCGCUCUCCAGUCGCAGGAAGCCCUCGGAGCCGCCAACAUGGGAAUGUCCCAAACACGGAGCUGCUUUGGUUACCCCCUGAGCAUAUUCUUCAUCGUGGUCAAUGAGUUCUGCGAAAGAUUUUCCUACUAUGGAAUGAGAGCACUCCUGAUCCUGUACUUCACACAGUUCAUUAAAUGGGACGACAAUCUGUCUACUGCCGUCUACCACACAUUUAUUGCUCUGUGCUACCUGACACCGAUUCUCGGUGCUCUCAUUGCCGACUCCUGGCUGGGAAAGUUCAAGACAAUUGUGUCACUCUCCAUUGUCUACACAAUUGGACAGGCAAUCACUGCAAUAAGCUCAAUUAAUGACCUCUCAGACUCUGACCACGAUGGAACCCCUGACAACAUUGCUGUACACGUGGCGCUGUCCAUGAUUGGCCUGGCCCUGAUAGCGCUAGGUACUGGAGGAAUCAAGCCCUGUGUGUCUGCAUUUGGUGGAGAUCAGUUUGAGGAGAGCCAGGAAAAACAAAGAAACCGAUUUUUUUCCAUCUUUUACUUGGCCAUUAACGCUGGAAGUUUGCUUUCUACUAUCAUCACUCCCAUUCUCAGAGUUCAAGAAUGUGGAAUUCAUAGUAGACAAGCUUGUUACCCACUGGCCUUUGGGGUUCCUGCUGCUCUCAUGGCUGUAGCUCUAAUUGUGUUUGUCAUUGGCAGCGGAAUGUACAAGAAAGUUCAGCCCCAGGGCAACAUCAUGGGUAAAGUCGCCAAAUGCAUUGGUUUUGCCAUCAAAAACAGGUUUAGACAUCGGAGUAAGGAAUUUCCCAAAAGGGAGCACUGGCUGGACUGGGCCAAAGAGAAGUAUGAUGAGCGGCUUAUCUCUCAAAUUAAGAUGGUUACCAGGGUGAUGUUCCUGUACAUUCCACUCCCGAUGUUCUGGGCCUUGUUUGAUCAGCAGGGCUCGAGGUGGACACUGCAAGCAACAACUAUGAAUGGGAAAGUUGGACUUAUUGACAUUCAGCCGGAUCAGAUGCAGACUGUGAACGCCAUCUUGAUCAUCAUCAUGGUCCCCAUCGUAGAUGCUGUGGUGUAUCCUCUGAUUGCAAAAUGUGGUCUCAAUUUCACCUCCUUGAAGAAGAUGACAGUUGGAAUGUUCCUGGCUUCCAUGGCUUUUGUGGUGGCUGCAAUUGUGCAGGUGGAAAUUGAUAAAACUCUUCCAGUCUUCCCCAAAGAAAACGAAGUCCAAAUUAAAGCACUGAAUAUAGGAAAUGAUAACAUGACUAUAUUUUUUCCUGGAAAGACGGUGACACUUGACCAACUAUCUCAUACAAAUGAAUUUUUCACUUUUGAUGUGAACACACUGACAAGUAUAAACAUUUCUUCUAAUGGAUCACCAGUCGUGCCAGUAACGUAUGAGUUUGAGGCAGGCCAUCGCCAUACCCUUCUAUUGUGGGCUCCCACCUCUUACCGAGUGAUUAUUAUCAUUCUUUUUGGAAUCUUGUACCAGCCUGAGACAAAUGUCAGAUUUGUAAAUGCUUUGAACUACAGCCUCAGCAUCACAGUGGAUGGGAAAAAUUAUACAGAUAUCACCAGUAACAACGCCAGCAAGUAUCAGCUCUUACCUUCUGGCGAAAAAAACUUCACACUAAUCUCAGCAGGGAUUCCAGAAAACUGUAAAAAAUCUUUUAAAACAGAGCUUGGAUUCGGUAGUGCAUAUACCUAUGUAAUCAGAACACAGGAUGGCUGCCCUAAAGAGAAAGAAUUUCAAGAUAUUUCACCGAACACAAUUAACAUGGCUCUGCAAAUCCCACAGUAUUUCCUCAUGACCUGUGGCGAGGUGGUUUUCUCUGUUACUGGACUGGAGUUCUCAUAUUCUCAGGCUCCUUCCAACAUGAAGUCAGUGCUUCAAGCAGGAUGGCUGUUGACAGUGGCAGUUGGCAACAUCAUCGUGCUUAUCGUGGCAGGAGCAGGCCAGUUCAGUGAACAGUGGGCCGAGUACAUUCUGUUUGCUGCGUUGCUGCUGGUUGUUUGCAUCAUCUUUGCCAUCAUGGCUCGAUUCUAUACUUACAUCAAUCCAGCAGAGAUUGAAGCUCAGUUUGAUGAGGAUGAAAAGAAAAAGAACCUGGAAACCCCAUAUGGCAAAAUAGAUCCCGUCUCACAGACACAGAUGUGAAUGUCAGCAAGCAAGUGGAGGAUGGACUGGGCCCAGACUAUGCCCUCACUUCUUUCCCCAGGGGGCAGGACACUGUUGGAUGGCCCCCAAUGGGAAAGACUUCAGAACUGUAAACCACACCAAGAAAGCAAUUUUAUAAGCAACCACCAACAGUUGCUUAGAAGCAAACUAAAAUUCUAGGAGAAAUCUUAUUUUUUUUAAAGAGAAAUCUUAUUUAAAGUAUGCAUGCAUGCGGACGUGUGUGCAUGUGUGAGCGUACACACACACACACACACACACACACACACACACACACAUUUACAAUGGUGCAUACCCUGCAUUUAACUCCUUUCCUACCACACAAAUGAAGUUAUUUUGGACUAACAAUUUUUUAAAGGUUGACCAAGUUUUAUAUUGUUUGCAUUCUAACACUCUGUGAAACAAUCUUAAACGAAGCAGGAAACAAUGUGGAAGUGAAUUUAUAGGCUUUCAGAUGAUACAUAAUAAAGUACCAGCUAGUAUUAGCUAAUACCUUUACUUUUUGUUUUUUGUUUUGUUUUUCCAGUCCCUAUCUCUUUUUAAAUUAUGUGUAACUCAAAAGACCACUCAGGUAAAAGCCAGUAAUUAUUUUUGGAGUUUUAAUAAUAUGAAAUAAAUUCCCGUUCUUAAGCAUAAGUGUCUGUGUGUUUUUGGGUAAGGUAAGAAAUCCUUAACGUGUUUCCUAGCUAUUAAA
Hipposideros armiger (great roundleaf bat) is the source of this 3154-nucleotide messenger RNA. RefSeq names its product solute carrier family 15 member 1 (gene SLC15A1). Gene Ontology annotation, cellular component: membrane. Gene Ontology annotation, molecular function: oligopeptide transmembrane transporter activity. The record is from RefSeq and is a predicted model, not a curated record. Lineage: Eukaryota; Metazoa; Chordata; Mammalia; Chiroptera; Hipposideridae. The coding region runs from base 328 to 2442 and encodes 704 amino acids. Gene Ontology annotation, biological process: oligopeptide transport; transmembrane transport. The transcript has 23 exons.